AUGCAGUCCCCGGGCUCCUCCCUCUCCUCCGGCAGCAACCCCUUUGCCGGCCCGGACAUGGCUCUCAUCCGCGACCUCAACAUCGCCGAUCGCGUCCCGGUAACCCUCAGCCAGACCUCCGCGUCCUACUCUCCUUGGAAGCGGUACUUCUCUCUCGUUUUUCGCGAGUUCCUCCUUCACAGCCAUGUCGACGGCUCCGUGGACUCCAAGCUCAUGGUCAACGACGAGGAGUGGAUGAUCAUCGACGCCACCAUCAUUCGCUGGUUCUACCUCACCAUCUCCACCGACCUCUUCCACACGGUGGUGGCCGACGAGGACGACGCCCGCGCCGUCUGGCUCAAGCUCAACGGUCUCUUCACCGACAACAAGCUCCAGCGCAAGGUCCUCCUCCAUGAAGAUUGCGGACGAGCUCGCGAUCUCGGCGAGCCCAUCGGCGACGAGCUCCUCAUCACCACCUUCACCGCCGGCCUGCACGAGGACUACGGCAACGCCGCCUCCAACCUCACCCUGCUCCCGGACCCCACCUUUCCCAAGGUCGUGGCGUACCUCAAGCUUGAGGAGCGUCGGCUGCGGAUGGUACGGUCCCGUGCGACGCACACCGCCCUCGUCACCGGCACCCGCGCCGGCCCUGCGCCCCCCGCUGCUCGCCCUCCGCCGCCCGGCUUUCCUCACCCGCCGGCCUACCAGCCGGUGCCGCCUCCACCGCAGCCGGCCCCACCCGCCAACAACAACAAUCGCCGCCGUGGGGGUCGUCGCGGCGGCCGCCAGCAGCAGCAGCAGCCUCAGGCGCAGCAACCGCCCACGGGCGGCGCUGCCCGUCCGCAGCAGGUCUUCCAGCCGGCUCCUUGGUACGCCGGGCAGAACCCCUGGACCGGCGUCGUGCAUGCCUACACCAUGCCGGUCCCCCGCGCGCCUGCCCCCGGCGUCCUUGGCCCGCGGCCACCCUCCCACCAGGCGUACUUCGCCGCGCCGCAGCCGUACAUGCCGCCCUACGGGUGGGUAGGACAGCCGUCGCAGCCAGGCGGGCUGCCACCGCUGCCCCCGAUGCCGCCUGCGCCUUGGGAUCCGGCCCUCCUCGCCGCGCUGCACGCCGCUCCGACUCCGACCGCCUACGCUGGCGGUGGCGACUGGCACAUGGACACGGGCGCCUCUGCUCAUAUGGCUGCCCACCCCGGAUUCCCGAACCCGGAUGGUGCUCCUCCGAUGUGACAGUCCCGGCGACCUCUACCCCGUGCACUCCUCGCCUUCCACAUCCGCCGCCCCUGUCGCCCUCGCCACCGGUGUGGACCUUUGGCAUGCUCGCUUGGGUCAUCCCAACCCCGCCACCCUUCGCCACAUUCUUAGGAGUUUUUCUUUCACGUGUAAUAAGAUCGCUGAUCAUUCUUGUCAUGCGUGUCGUCUCGGCAAACAUACUAGGCUUUCGUUUCAGGCUUCUUCUCAUGUCGCCUCCUACCCUUUUGAGUUAAUUCAUAGUGAUGUUUGGACCUCUCCUGUUGCAAGUAAUACGGGCUAUACUUAU
Messenger RNA from Lolium perenne, 1519 nucleotides. Lineage: Eukaryota; Viridiplantae; Streptophyta; Magnoliopsida; Poales; Poaceae. The record is from RefSeq and is a predicted model, not a curated record.